CAUUCAACGUCUUGUGUGCAACAUUUAGAUGCAAAGAAAGAAAUUAUCUCGUUAAUGUGAAUUUAAGAAUCCUUAUUUACAAGUUUUAUUGCCUGAAUUGGAAAUGCAGUUAGUUCUUAUAGUAUCGUUGAUUUCGUGCUACUGCACCAGAUACGUAAAAGGAGUUACUACUGAAAGUUCGGAGAAUGCUGUAGUUAAGGUGAUAAACCUCAUAGCGGAAGUUAACGUGAUGAAAAGAAAUUACAAUGAAUUACUAAAAAGAGUUAUGAAUAACGAAAUUGAAAUUGUAGAUAUGAAAAAUCAAGAAAAAUAUUGGAAAAAUGAAGUUGAAUUCAUAAAGAGAUACAUGACAUGUCAAAUAGAAGAGUUGAACGAUAUUAAUACAGAGAACAAUGACAAUCUAAAUGAAACAAAAGCUGCGUUGAUGAAAGCUAUGAUUUCAUUUAGUCAGUCAUUAGCGUUAAUGAAUGAAACAAUACAAGAACUGAGACAUAGUCUACCGGAAAAAGUUCGAUGUGAGGACAAUCUUACAGAACGUAUUUCUACAUUAGCUUCAGUGACAUCAUGCAGUAGUAGUCCUUGUGACAACUCUGGGUCGUGUUUGAAUGCAAAUGGAAGCUUUGUAUGUGUUUGUCCAAAAGGAUAUUCAGGGAAACGCUGUGAAGUUACUCCAUGUUUAAACAAUCCCUGUCUUCACAAUGGUACCUGUUCUGUUGGAAGCAGUACAUUCUCCUGCAGAUGUCACAUGGGAUAUUCUGGAGAAUCUUGUGAAGUAACACCAUGCAGUAGCAGUCCUUGUCAAAACUCAGGAACAUGUUUCAGUAUAGAUGGAACUUAUGCAUGUGCAUGUCAGAGGGGAUAUUCAGGCACACAAUGUGAAGUAACACCUUGCAGCGGAAACUUCUGUUUGAACCAAGGGACGUGUUCCAUUAUAAAUAGUAACUUUAGAUGUACGUGCAAGUCUGGGUUUUCAGGAAGAUUAUGUGAAGUGACUCCAUGCUCAUCCACACCUUGUCGAUUGGGAAAAUGUAGUGUAUCUGGUAGUAGUUAUACAUGUAGCUGUCCGUAUGGGUUCGAUGUCAGCCGAUGUGAAGGUUUGAAGAAAAUAAUAUCUUCUCCUUGCUAUCCAUCAAACUAUGCAAAUGAUCAGACUAGAUCUUGGACGGUGAUAGUUGAGAGUGGAUUUAAAGUAAAAAUUAAAUUUACAUUUUUCAAGACGGAGUUAAGUUAUGAUUUUGUAAAGGUAUACGAUGGAAGGUCAGCAACAAAUAUCCUGGGAUCUUAUAGUGGGGCGAGUAUACCACCAGAACUUAAAUCAACAAACAGAUAUAUGCAUAUUACUUUUACAUCGGACUCCUCCAGUACACUACCUGGAUUUCAAGCAAACAUUUAUUAUUUCAUAUAAUUUUUUGUCGUGGGUUGGCAGACAUUU
This is a messenger RNA of Mytilus trossulus (common blue mussel), 1432 nucleotides long. Its product is annotated as delta-like protein 4. Lineage: Eukaryota; Metazoa; Mollusca; Bivalvia; Mytilida; Mytilidae. Gene Ontology annotation, biological process: heterophilic cell-cell adhesion; establishment or maintenance of epithelial cell apical/basal polarity. Gene Ontology annotation, molecular function: calcium ion binding. The transcript has 8 exons. Gene Ontology annotation, cellular component: plasma membrane; protein-containing complex. The coding region runs from base 104 to 1405 and encodes 433 amino acids. The record is from RefSeq and is a predicted model, not a curated record.